GAGAGAGAGCGCGAGGGAGAGAGCGGUGAGGAAUCCCAGCAGCCCCCCCCAGGAGAGCGAGAGCAGGACCGGCUGGACCCCCGGAGGAGGACCCGAGAGGGAGCCGCGUUGCCACGGGAGAGGCCUCCGUCCAGGGCUGCAGGAUGUUCACUUCAGUGAAGGCCUUCGAGGGGCAGCAGUACUCCACCCUGAAGAGGCAGUGCUUGCAGAGCGGCCUGCUCUUCGAGGACCCCCGCUUCCCCGCCAUCGACGACUCGCUCUUUAUUCACGGCAACAGGAUCGGACGCGUGGUGUGGAAGAGACCUCGGGAGCUGUGUGAGGACCCUCACCUGUUUGUCGAUGGCAUCAGUGCACACGACCUCCAUCAGGGGCAACUGGGUAACUGCUGGUUCGUGGCCGCGUGCUCCAGUCUGGCGUCCAGAGAGUCACUAUGGCAAAAGGUCAUCCCUGACUGGAAGGAGCAGGAGUGGGACACGGAGAAGCCAGAAUCGUACGCCGGGAUUUUCCACUUCCGCUUCUGGCGCUUUGGCGAGUGGGUGGACGUGUCGAUCGACGACCGGCUACCGACGGUGGACAACCAGCUGGUCUACUGCCACUCCAACGACAGCAAUGAGUUCUGGAGCGCCCUGGUGGAGAAGGCCUAUGCCAAGGUGUAUGGAUGCUACGAGGCUUUGGACGGGGGAAACACAGCCGACGCUCUGGUGGACUUCACCGGGGGCGUCUCGGAGCCCGUGGACCUGCUGGAGGGUCAGAUGGCGACGGACGAAGUCGCCCGUAACCAGCUGUUUGAACGAGUUCUCAAAGUCCACAACAGGGACGGCCUCAUCAGCUGCUCCAUCAGGGCCACCACGAUCGAGGACAUGGAGGCGAGGCUGGACUGCGGCCUGGUCAAAGGUCACGCGUACGCCGUGACCGAUGUGCGGAAAGUGCGGCUGGGUCACGGACUGCUGGCCUUCUUCAAAUCGGAGAAGCUGCAGAUGAUCCGCAUGAGGAACCCGUGGGGGGAGAAGGAGUGGAGCGGCCCGUGGAGCGACAGUUCGGAGGAGUGGAACAAAGUGAGCAAGAGCGAGAGGGAGAAGCUGGGAGUCACGGUGCAGGACGACGGCGAGUUCUGGAUGACGUUCGACGACUUCUGCCAGUACUUCACCGACUUGAUCCUGUGUCGCCUCAUCAACACGUCCUACUUGAGCAUCCACAAAACCUGGGAGGAGGAGGUGAUGAAGGGCUCCUGGACCCAUCGCCAGGACCCCCUCCGCAACCGGUCCGGGGGCUGCAUCAAUCAGAAGGCCACCUUCCUGCAGAACCCUCAGUAUGUGUUCGAUGUGAAGAAGGUGGAGGACGAGGUGUUGAUCUGCUUACAGCAAAAAGAAAAGAGAGCAACACCCAAAGAGGGGAAAGGGGAGAACCUCGCCAUCGGCUUCGAUAUUCACCGGGUGGAGCUCAAUCGGAAGUACCGUAUGCACUCGGCCCAGCAGAAAGUAGCGGGCUCCAUCUACAUCAACUCGCGCUGCGUCUUCCUCAGGAAGGAGCUGAAGGAGGGCCGCUACGUCAUCAUCCCCACGACCUUUGACCCGGCGCAGCAGAGCGACUUCCUCCUGCGUGUCUUCACUGAUGUGCCUUCAGACUGCAAAGAGCUGACCCUGGACGACCCUCCUCAGACGUGUUGGACGGGGAUGUGCGGCUACCCUCAGCUGGUCACUCAGGUCCAUGUACUGAACGCCGAGGGUCUGCAGGGGCCGGACUCCAACGGAGCUGUGGAUCCGUACGUGAUCAUCACCUGUGAGGGGGAGAGGGUUCGUUCUCCGGUUCACAAGGACACACGGUGCCCGAACUUCGACAUCAAAGGCCUGUUCUACCGCAAGAAACCUAAAGAUGGCAUCCACAUCGAGAUCUACAACAAGAACAUGAUCGUGGACACCUUCCUGGGUCAGGUCAUCAUGUUCAGCGACCCCAACGAGCGGCAGGAGCAGCACACGCUUCACCUCCGCGACAAGGGCAACCGGCAGGACAACGACCUCCCGGGCACGCUCACCGUGCGCCUCAUCACCUCCACCACGCUCAUCAGCAUCUGACGAGCUCCUUCACAGCGACUGUAACGAUCCCUGUCACCGUUCAUCCUCCGAGCCGUCGUGGGAGCUCACUGUGCCGCUUGCGCUCUCUUUGUUUCUCUUAUAGUUCCCCCUCCCCCUCCCUGUUUUCUUCUUACAAGUGUUUUUUUAAAGGCUCAAACUUUUAUCUGCAAAUGGAAGGCGUCCAUAUCUGUGGGUUUGAACACAUUCCUGCCAAAAACUGUCAUUUAUUUAGGGUUCGCCAGAAACUCCAUCAAAGUCUGAGCUACAGAUUUUUCCAGACAAGGCCUUUGUUGUCCUGACGUGUUCAGUUAAUCCGUCUGACUCUAAUCUACAAAUCUAUCUUUUCCUUUCGCCUCAACACUCACGAUGCACAUUAGAUACACAUAUGCAGACGUUUCUGCACUCGCCAUGCAUGUGCCAAUGUUUCCAAGGGCUAUGCAUUGCCUUAAGGCUGAGUCUCUCCAGCUUGAGGAGAUCUGAGGGGGGGUUGUGUUACAUGCUCCCGUACCUUCUCCAUCGGCUUUCCCUCCGUGGUAGCACAGCCUCCAUUUGUGACUCUGCAUCUGUCCCACCUCUGUCCUCUUGGUUGUGAUGUCUGUCUCUGCUAUAUUAACAUAUAAUGUAUACUCUUUUAUAUCCGUGUGAUGAGCCCCUCCACCCCCCACCCCCCGUCAUCCCACCCAGACACCUCAAGACUCCUCCAGUUUGCUGGUGCCUUGGAAAGCAUGCAGCUCUGUCUGUCCCCUUUUUCUACCGUGGACUUUUACAAACGAAAGCCACCAGCAGCUACUCUCUCCCUCGACUCAGAGCUUUUCUGUGUUUUGUUUUUUCUUUUGCAAACGUGCUCAUGUGUGAAAUCUUGCCUCCCCGUCUUCCAUCGCUAGCACCGUCCCAAACUCCCCGAGACGCUUUCUGCCGGCUGCUAUGGACGAUCUUCAAACUGCAUGACUUUGAAAAAAAAAGGGAAGAAAACUAAUCUCUGCCUGUGCUGCACAUGUCGUCAGUCGUAGCUUAGCAGCCGGUGCUUGUGGUCUUGCUAGCUGUCCUCCUUUGACCCCCCCGAACCCGUCCCAUGUGUUCCCGGUUCCGCGGAGUGCAAAGAUUCAUCCUGACAUAAAUCAAGUGCUUUAUGGGACCAAAGAUGAGCCGGGCCCUUUGCUCCCCCAGUCCCUUUCGAACCGGCCUGGCCCGGCCCAGCCUGGCCCGGCCUGGCCCAAGCCUACCACCGCCCCCUGUGCCACAUCAUCUCUUAAUGGCAACACCACUGCCUGACGCUUCCUCUGACUUGAGAGUCUGUUGGCUUGGGCCAAGUACUCACGCCACGAGACCCUGAGACACAGCAGCUAUGCUUCUGCUGUCGGCACAGAACAGGGGUGAGUGUCUGUGUGUGUGUGUGUGUGUGUGUGUGUGUGUGUGUGUGUGUAUGUGUGUGUUUGAGAGAGUGUGUACUUGCUUUUAUAUCCCAGUGAGGACCGUAAACUGGAUACACACCCACCAGUGGGGACAGAAUUGGGAUCUCCUCUGAUCCAGACUGCCGCUGAGGGUUAACACCUAGUUUGGGGGUGAGGGUUACACAAAGUUGUUACCACAGGGAUACUGGAACAAAUGUGUGUGUGUGUGUGUGUGUGUGUGUGUGUGUGUGUGUGUGUGUGUGUGUGUGUGUCCUGCUGAUUUCAGUGUUUUCCUAAAGAGGAGUGCUUGGAUGAAUGUAUUUCUGUUAAUCCACGUUAUACCGGGAAGAAAACUAUUUCUAAGGAAAGGUGUGAACUCAAAGGAAAAGAGCCCUUUAGGCGAAACACACACCUUUGCACUUUAUUUAGUUUUAAUUGGGGUAUGAAGCCCCCUGAAGGAUGAAGAGGAAGAGGAAGAGGAGGAGGAGGAGGGGGGGGGGGAUCGGAGGAGACGUCCUGCCAAACAACCUGUGCCAUUGCCUCGGUCCUGGCUUCGCCUCCGCUGCAGGACAUCAGCGUCGGACACGGGAAAAACUGUUCGAUACCUUUCAAAGGGAUUUUCAGAUCAGAUGGCUUUUUGCAUAUUGAACCAGCGAUGGAAUAAUCGAUCUCUGAUGAACCAUCGCAUUUCUUUUCAUAUGUCACGUUUCCAUCGGGUUUGACCUUUGAGCACCUUUUUUGCGUAAAGGGGCCCAGACUGAAAAUCUACACCCGACAUCUUUGCUUUUCUUUUCCCAAACAAGUGCAAUAUCACUGCAUUGAGUUUUUUGAAUUCAUUUAAUGUCUUUUUCUUGUUUUCAUAUCCACAAUUAAAAAUGUUUAAUGUCAUUGGAGACAUUUUCUUUGAAUGUAUGACAGUUAGUGCACUAAUCUCUCAAACUACCAACUUGUUUGUUCUUCUUUUCUUUCUUUUUUAAAUCAGCGCCUUUUUCCAUUACUUGAACUGUCUCUCGUGACAUUUAAUUGAUCACACUCCUUUGUUCUGUACAGCAUCUCUGUAAAUGUGUCUUGCAUGGGUUCUUUUCCAGUAUGUUCAUGGCCUUGUUGUUGUACUGUUCAAUUGUUAAUAUAUACAUAUAUAUAUAUAUAUUUAUUCUCUUUGGAAAUGCUAGAUUUGAUCAGUCAGCAUGUCUACAGGAACGCACCUGAUGUUAGCGUCAGUCCGACCAUAUCAAGCGGUGUGAAGCACUUAGCCUUUGUCUCGUAACACAGUGAUUAUAUUCAUAACAGCCUGAGCAUCUGCGAACAUUAACAGCAGUUGUUUGACGACUAUUUAGGUGCUAUUUACCCUCUCUGCUCUUUUACGUUGUUUUUACGAUGAGUUCGGCUGGACAGACACUGUGUGAAUUUAGAAAUGUUCUCGCUCUGUAAAGAGAGAAGUCGUUUGCGAUGGAAAUCAAACGCUCACGAUUUAUCUGUUCUCGUUGUACGGUCGGCUACUACUCACACUUUACAUUCCCGUGAGCCCCUCUGGACCAGUCUGGCUCCUGGUUCCUCAAAGCUAACGAGGCAGAAACACGCUAACUUUCCCAAUGUGUGCGACUUUCUGUGCAGAACCUUUAGAAGAGGCCCCCCUUAUAUUUCCCUCUGGUAUGUUGGUGGUGAUGUGACGAGGACAGAAACAUCAAGCCAGCUGGUGUGCUGCUGCUCUGCUCCACCAGGCGGACCCUCCAUGGUUUCUGUCCUACGACCAGUCGUGUAACUGGUUUCACUGUCACUGGAUUUUGCGCAGGCGCAUUGAGGAAGAGAAAGACUUUCAUGACUCUGCUUCAAGUUUGCAAAAGCCUGAAGACGACCAACCAACCACGAUCAUCAGUUUGGAGCAUCUGUUCGCUUCUCGCCUCACUUUGUAUUUCACUGGGUUUCGUUAACCUGCAGACAGCCAGUGUUAGAAGCUGUUGUGGCGAGCACUGCGAAGUUAGACACGGUUCAAGUUGGAGCUUGUGUCUGGACAGCUGCUGGUUUUUUAUCCACAGACCAGGUGGGAAAAGAGAGAAACCAUUGUCCCUCCCUCAUUCAGUACCUGCUGCUCAAGGCCUGGUGCACCAGUGAGGUUUAUUCUUUAACCAGUCGACUUUAGUUCCGAACCCAAAGCAAAAACGGUCGAGGAAAAUAAGCACCUGCUCAGUCUGUGCUUCUAUUUGUUCAGUUUGCCAAAAAUCGGGUCCAUAUCUAUCUUCAUCGAUAUAUCUGAUGAGGAUCCGGUUAAAAAAGUGUUCAGAGGAUGAAUCUUAAAGGAUCCCCUAACCUCUGUCUUCAGUGCCACCUGCAGGUUGAUGUGUGUAAUUCCAUCAACUAUUAGAAGGUUUGGCAGGAAAUGUGUGACGUUCAUGAAUUGUUUUCUCUUUUUUUUGUCAUCAGUUCAAAAUUAGUAUUUGGUUAAUGAACAAGUUGUGCGGAUGUGGCACACAACACAAAAACUACGAAUACACAACCUGACAGUUUUGACACGUGGGAGUGUUUGAGACAAUAAGAGUGAGGCGCUGCAGUAACGAUGGAGAGGUGCCAGUGCCAAAAAGACGAACCCGUCUAGUGUGAAGAGACGCUGUGAGGACGUACCUGAGGGACAAAUGUAGGACCGGUCCAAUUAACCUCUGGGGGGGGUUUGUACCUCGUUUGUUCUCCACUGUGUGUCCUGCUCUGCUUUUUGUCUUUUUUAUCUCUGGAGUGAUUUUCUCUGCGUUUGCCAUGGUUUCUCAUUGAUCAUGGUCCAUUGCCAAAAGUGUCAUGGCUUCCACUGUUAACCACCACACACACAGACACACACACUCACACACUCCAGCUACUAGACAUACCAGUGCACGGACCUUCACUGGCUUUUUUGACAGUUGCUAUAAAGCAGUUGCAUCACUUCUCUGUGUGUGUAUUUAUAUUUUCCGCCAAAGCUGGUUUUAAGUACACAGGAGCUUUUCGGGAGGAAGCUCAGCCGCUUUGUACGAAUCCAAAAAUGCCAGUGCAUGUAGCAAAACCCGCUUUGAAUCUGCUCGCACCAUCUCAGAAUAUAUAUAUUUUUGGUUUCUUCUGGGGUGUUGUUAAAACAAAAGAAACAUAACCUGCUGUUGCUACUUUGAUAAACAUACUGCGUGGAGUACGAGGCUUGUGUGGCACACGUGCAUGCAUUCACACAUUUUGUAUUCAGUAACUUGCAGUAUACAGUAUGUGUAUAAAAGUAGCAGUAUUUUGAACUUAUCAGUUGUUAUUAUGGGAUCCAGGAGUUUAUGGACGCUUCACAGUACAUUCUGGACAUUGAUCUCGAGAGGGAGAUGUUCUCGCUCGCUACCUCCAGUGAUCGGUGAGAAUACUUAGAGGAAUCAUGUCAAUUAUGUAUUUUGUUCCCAUGAUGCCUUGCUGAACUUAUGAGUACGACCUCGGGUGAAACCUUUAUCUGCUACUGACGUCUUCUCUUCUUGGGAGAUUUAAGGGAAAUAAAUUGGAAACCUGUCGCACCUUAAAGGAAACAUUCAUUCAACAUUGUUUAGGAUAAUUGCUUUCUGGCCAAAGUCUUUUCUCUUCAUAUCUUGUGUGGUUAAAAUUAAGUUUCAGCUCAGCUUGGACUUGUUGAUGUGCCAAGUGAAGCACUGAACUUUUUCUACAAAUGAGGUUAGCUUAGCAUUAGCAAAGGGAUGCUGUAAUAGUAGAUAAACCUUUAUCGAUCCUCAUAGGGGAAAAAUGCAGGAAUUACACAGCCAAAGUACAGAAUCAAUACAGAUAAAAAAAACAAGAAAAGAAAACAAUAAGAAACAAACACAGCCGGGAUGUUCUGUUCCCCCCGGUCGAUAUAAUCCACUCAACUAUUAUAUGAACUCAACAGAGAAGACAAACACAAGCUUUAUUUUUCAGUUCCUUUAAAACAAAACUUAAGGGUAUACAACCCACUUCAAAUUCUGUCCUGAUGUGUCACCGUUUUAAAGUCGUAUAUCUGUGUUUUUAAUAAACACUGACGGCCUUUAAAGGUAUAUUUUGUAAUUGUUAAAUCCUUCCAUCCCUUUAUCCAACAAGUUUAUCAGCUUCUCCAGGUGCAGGUUGUGUUUCAGGCUGUUUGUCCUCACAUUGGUUUCCCCAGAAUCUCUCUGAAUAGUGACGACACGUGUAGCGUAGCAUCGGUUCAGUGAAAGCAUCAACUACAAAUCACGCCCCCCCCCCAAAAAAAACUCACACAAGGGAUCACGGGACAAGGAACAGAAGUAAAUUUCUCCGAUUAUUUUUUCCACCACUUUCAGAAUGAUGACAUGAUCCCACAGCCUCGUCCACGUGGGCGACCACGUUCAAACUCGUUCGGCUUUGUGUGAAGCGAUGGUGUCACGUAGACAUUUCUAUCUGAGACUGAGUCUUGUCCACUCAAGGAAUGAGCUUGUGAUUCUUCUUGUAUUUUUCUGCUGAUGUUUAUUAACAGGAAACUCGAUUACCUUCUGCAUGGUGACACUUCUAGAGGAUGCUACGGUCUUUAUAACAAGUUAAGAUGACUUUUAUCAGUAUUUUAUAACCUUGUUAAUUUUAUAUAUCCACUUUACCUUGCGUUCCGAACUGGGAUGAUUACUGAUAGCUACGUAUGGGAAAGCCGUGCUGUGUGUUCUGUACUGUGAGCUUGUCCGUGUGUUACUUUUUAGCGUGAGCUUUAACUUUUUCGUUUUUUCUCGAUGCGCGUUCGCUGAGUUUCGGUUUUACUCGUUUACACUGUGGUUAUUUUAUAGCUACAAUCUGAAAUUAUUAUAAUUUUUUCUUUUGUAUUUAAUGUCAACUUGUGGCAUGAAUUUGAAAUAAAA
Platichthys flesus (European flounder) is the source of this 8286-nucleotide messenger RNA. RefSeq names its product calpain 5b (gene capn5b). Gene Ontology annotation, cellular component: cytoplasm. The transcript has 13 exons. Lineage: Eukaryota; Metazoa; Chordata; Actinopteri; Pleuronectiformes; Pleuronectidae. The record is from RefSeq and is a predicted model, not a curated record. Gene Ontology annotation, molecular function: calcium-dependent cysteine-type endopeptidase activity. The coding region runs from base 144 to 2072 and encodes 642 amino acids. Gene Ontology annotation, biological process: proteolysis.